CCACACCACGACUCUGCUGUUUUCCUCAUUUUAUCUUACACAAUGGCUCCAAUCAAACACCACUUCACCCCCAAAACUCUCCACCACUUCUCACGAAACCAUGCUAUUACACAUCUCUUCUCCCCCAAUCUCUCAUCGAAACCCUCACUUCCUCUCCCCUCUCAACCACCUCCCUCCCCGAUCCAAAACCCACCUCUCAAAAUCCCACCUUUACUCUGCUUUCCCCAACCAAACCCUCAAAAACAGAGCACCCUUCGGAAACAAGACCCCCCCGCAUGGAGACCGGCUCCGUCUCAGACCACAAGCUCUCCCCGGGAUCGACUUAGGAAGCUUCGAGUCCGUCCUAGAAGCCACCGCCGUCCUCACCGCCAUCAUCGUCGUCCACGAGUCCGGCCACUUCCUCGCCGCCACCCUCCAAGGGAUCCACGUGAGUAAGUUCGCUAUCGGGUUCGGUCCGAUUCUCGCUAAGUUCGAUUUCAAGAACGUCGAGUAUUCCCUUAGGGCGUUCCCUCUAGGUGGGUUCGUUGGCUUCCCCGACAACGACCCCGACAGCGAGAUUGCAACCGACGACGAGAACUUGCUCAAGAACAGACCGGUUUUAGAUAGAUCGAUUGUUGUCUCGGCUGGGAUCAUCGCUAAUGUGAUCUUUGCUUAUGUUAUAAUCUUUGUGCAAGUGUUGUCCGUUGGUUUGCCUGUUCAAGAAGCGUUCCCUGGUGUUCUUGUCCCCGAAGUUAAGACCUUUUCUGCUGCUUCUCGUGAUGGGUUGCUUUCUGGCGACGUUAUCCUCUCUGUGGAUGGUGCUGAGUUGUCUAAGACUGGUCCUGACGCUGUCUCUAAGGUUGUUGAUAUUGUUAAGAGAAGUCCCGAGAGUGAUGUGUUGUUUAGAAUCGAGAGAGGGAAUCAAGAUUUGGUUGUUCGGGUUAGGCCUGAUAAGAACUUCGAUGGGAUGGGGAAGAUCGGUGUUCAGCUCUCUCCAAACGUUAGAAUCACUAAGGUGAGGCCGAGGAACGUUCCCGAAGCGUUUAGGUUCGCGGGGAAGGAGUUUAUGGGGCUGUCUUCCAAUGUCUUGGACGGUCUGAAGCAGACGUUCUUUAACUUCUCUCAGACAGCGAGUAAAGUGGCAGGACCCGUGGCGAUCAUUGCGGUGGGAGCAGAGGUCGCGAGAUCGAACACCGACGGGCUUUACCAGUUCGCGGCGCUGCUGAAUAUCAACCUGGCCGUGAUUAAUCUCUUGCCGUUGCCUGCUCUCGACGGCGGGACGUUGGCGUUGAUACUGUUGGAGGCGGUUAGAGGAGGGAGGAAGCUUCCUGUAGAGGUGGAGCAGGGGAUCAUGUCUUCAGGGAUCAUGCUUGUGAUAUUCCUUGGAUUGUUUCUCAUUGUCAAGGACACACUUAGCCUUGAUUUCAUUCAAGAAAUGUUGUAGUUACAUCUCUUUUGCCAAAAGAAAAGUAUUUCGAGUACUGUGAUACUGAAUAUGGAAAUUGAUUUGUGAUUGGGUGUAUAACGAGGGUCGGUCUUGAACU
Messenger RNA from Brassica rapa (field mustard), 1523 nucleotides. RefSeq names its product membrane metalloprotease ARASP, chloroplastic. Gene Ontology annotation, cellular component: membrane. Gene Ontology annotation, molecular function: protein binding; metalloendopeptidase activity. Lineage: Eukaryota; Viridiplantae; Streptophyta; Magnoliopsida; Brassicales; Brassicaceae. Gene Ontology annotation, biological process: proteolysis. The record is from RefSeq and is a predicted model, not a curated record.